UGGAGGACACGUCCAACACAAAAAGUAAAGCAGAUUGCCCAUUUUAUGCUAAAGCAGAACUUCUUGCAGACUAUCUGGAGAAAAAUUUGCCUAACUUCAGGAUACACAAGAUUACUCAACAGCCUGACAACUGGGAGAUAGGUCAUUUCAUGGGCUGCAAGACACAGAGAGGAGGAGGAGGAGGAGGAGGAGGAAAAAUCCCUGAAAGUCAUGAAUAUCUCUUUCUUGGACUCAAGUCGUUCUUUUGAAAUAAAUUGUGCGUGGCUACAAGAGGUCUGUGAAAAGAAUGGAUGGGAUCACAAACGUUCUCCAAUUAUUUGGAGAGAACUGUUGGAUCGUGGAGGAAAGGGCCUUCUUCUGGGAGGAUUCAAUGAAUUCAUGGAGCAUGCUCAGCACUACUAUGGUAUCACAUCAAAGAUGAGAACUGCAGAAAUGCUCCUAAUUGCUAAAGAAAACUUACAGACUCGCAUAGAUGUCGACAAAGAAGAGGAAGAACUUAAAAGCCUUAUCAAUCCCUUGCAUAUUUGGAUCAACAGUGCCUCUCUUAAUGUCUGCUAUCAUCUGAUACCUUUGCUGACCAAUGGGGAAAUAUUUGGCAUGGAAACUGAAGUCAGCAUUCAUUUGCUGGACAGAAGCAGCUGCCAAGAAAUUCUUCAGGGCGUUGUUAUGGAAGUUCAAGACUUGGCAUCUCCCUGCCUUCGUAGUGUCUCCUUGCACAGUGAACUGAAUGAGGCUUUUCUCGAGGCUGAUGUCAUCAUUUUAUUUGAUGACAUCCUUCAGGAGACUAUCCCAACACUUGAAGCGUGUAUCCGACAAGUGAACAGUCAGUGUGAAAUAUAUGGGCCUCUGAUAGAGAAGAAUGCCAAAAGCAGUGUCAGAAUUGUGGUGAUGGGGAAAACUUUUACCAACCUUAAGACUUUAAUGCUUGUGACACAUGCCCCAUCCAUUAACCCUCGAAAUAUUGUCAAUGUCGCCAUGCUCUUGGAAUGUGAAGCCAAGGCCAUGUUGUCAAGAAAACUGCAAAUGCAUCCAGCAGGAAUAAAAAAUCUGAUAGUGUGGGGUAAUGUCAGUGGGUGUAGCUUCAUUGAUUUGACUAAAACCGAGUUGUAUAGAUAUGACAGUGCCAUCUGGGGGCCACCAAGCUUCUUCCGUCCUUUGUUGGAUGUGCUCUUUGACCGUGAAUGGAUGCGCACUGAAUUUGUAGCUUCACUGAGCUCAUUGACUUCUUGGGGAACUCACUGUUUAGGCUUGGCGCCUGCACAUGCCACUGCUACUCUGCUGAGAUACUGGUACCAGGGCUCCCCACCAGGAGAGAUGGUUUCCCUGGGAGUAAUCACUGAAGGUCAGUUUGGACUUCCUGAAGGAAUUGUUUACUCCAUGCCUGUAAGAUUUGAGAAUGGUGACUGGAAGGUCAUUACAGAACUAAACAUAAAUGAGAAAACAUACGAAUAUCUUCAAAUUCUAGCCUGUGAUCUGAUUCGGGAAAAACAAGUUGCAUUAGGUGAAGUGGAAGAAUUGUAUCCACAGAGACGAGUGGUUCAUAAACCAUAUAUUGAUUCGGAUGAAGAAGAGGAGGAAGAAGAGGAGGAAGCUUCUGAAGUCCAGGGUGAUAUCAAAUAUUCAGCGAGUGGCCAAAAAAUCGCUUUAGAUGAAGAUCAAACUACUGCUGAAGAAACUGACGGAUCUAAGAGUCCAGAAGAAGGAAAUGAAGAAUUCAUGGAAGAAAAUUUUGAGGAAGCUGCAGAUGCUCCGGAUGACUUCUUAUAAGCAAAGGUCAAUUUGAGCAUCAGUGAAUAAAGUCUACAGUUCACCUCUGUUUACUUCCAUUGAACUGAGAGAAUUCUUCGAUAUAACAGCUUCUGUGACACAACAGACUAGAUUUGAUGCAGAAAAACACCAAAUUAGCUUUCUAUACAUCAUGAAAUGUGUAACUAUGUGAAAUCCUAAGCAUGUUUUUGUGUUUGUGUGUGUUUUGUACACUGAACAUUGUUUUGUACAUUGAACAUUCAUGAUAUGGUGAACUAGAUCCAUCUGAACUGUAGUAUUUGAGCUAAACCUACUAAGCUUCAUUUCAUUACACCAUCUGAAAAGUCAUUUUCCAGAUUGGAACAUGUGUAAAGAAUUUAAAACAUUUAAUCAUUAAAUUUUAGAAAGAAAAUUCAAAA
This is a messenger RNA of Sceloporus undulatus (fence lizard), 2165 nucleotides long. RefSeq names its product malate dehydrogenase 1B (gene MDH1B). The coding region runs from base 211 to 1767 and encodes 518 amino acids. The transcript has 14 exons. Gene Ontology annotation, molecular function: L-malate dehydrogenase (NAD+) activity. NCBI's taxonomy places the organism in Eukaryota, Metazoa, Chordata, Lepidosauria, Squamata, Phrynosomatidae. The record is from RefSeq and is a predicted model, not a curated record. Gene Ontology annotation, biological process: oxaloacetate metabolic process; malate metabolic process; tricarboxylic acid cycle.